Molecule: messenger RNA, 1983 nt
Organism: Loa loa (African eye worm)
Lineage: Eukaryota; Metazoa; Nematoda; Chromadorea; Rhabditida; Onchocercidae
Product: RME1 protein
Exons: 12
Coding region: 1-1983 (660 amino acids)
Biological process (GO): endosomal transport; endocytosis
Cellular component (GO): plasma membrane; cytoplasm; intracellular membrane-bounded organelle
Molecular function (GO): GTP binding
Source: RefSeq, a predicted model, not a curated record
AUGUGUAAACCUGAUGAAAAACCUUUACCAGAUCCGGCUGUUGUUGGUGCAAUGGAGGCUCUAAAGGCAGCCUAUGAGAAAAAAGUGGUGCCAUCUGAAAUGCGUUAUUUAUACAGUGAAUUCGAUACUCCACCAUUGCGUGAUCAAGAAUUUAUGGGUAAACCAACGAUAUUAUUACUUGGUCAGUACUCAGUAGGUAAAACAUCCAUGAUCUCAUAUCUGUUAAACGGUAAUUAUCCUGGUGCUGAUAUCGGUCCUGAACCAACAACUGACAUUUUUGCGCAUGUCGAUUAUAGCGAAAAAGCACAGACAAUAUCGGGUAUAACCUUGGCUUCUGAUCCGAAUUAUCAAUUUCAGUCAUUGAGUAUAUUUGGUGAUGUAUUUCUGAACAAAUUGAAAGCUACACGUUUCAGUGCACCACUUUUGAAACACAUCUCUAUCAUUGAUACACCUGGUAUCCUUACCGGUGAUAAACAGGUAGAGAAUAGAGGUUAUGAUUUUGCACAAGUUAUCAAAUUUUUAUCCAGCAAAGUUGAUUACAUAUUUUUGCUAUUUGAUGCUAAUAAGCUUGAUAUCAGCGAUGAAUACAAGCAGGUCAUACAAAUUUUGGAAGGUAAUGAAGAUAAAAUUAAAAUCAUUCUGAAUAAAGCCGAUUGGGUCAGUCCGCGUGAAUUAGUUCACGUACGUGGUGCACUAAUGUGGGCACUAGGAAAAAUUAUGCGUUGUCCUGAAGUGCCCAAAGUUUUCAUUGGCUCAUUUUGGCCAUACUGGUCCAACAAAAACACUCUCCUGCGUGAUGCAAUUAAAGAAGAUCUAACAGCUGUUGUUAAAGAAAUUGCUGAUUUACCUAAUUCAUAUCACCGUAGACGUGUCAAUGAUGUGGCAAAACGAGCCAGAAAUGUACGGAUUCAUGGUUAUGUAAUGGAUGAAAUCAUGAGAAGAAAGCUAUUUUUCACCAAAACUUCAACAGCAACCGAUACGGAAACGCAACCACAUAAAUUGCGUGACGUAUACAAAACUUUGGCAAUAAAUCGGCGAAUUGUCCUGAAUGAUUUUCCUGAUCCUGAAUUGUUUCAUAAAAAAGCUAAAAAAACUAAAGCAAAAGAUUGGGCACGAAUUGAUUACAAAUUAGAAAAAUUACUCAAUUCAUUCAUUGAAAAUGACAUUUCAUCAAUUGCAAAUGCAGCAAUAAAUGAAAAGGAAUGUGAAGUGAAAUUUCGAGUACCAAAAAAGGUACCACUUCCUGAGGAUUAUAACAAAUUGGUAAAAAGCAAAAAAUUGCCUGAAUUUCUUGCUGAAAGUUCGCAAAAUCAAUCAUUAAAGGAUGAGAAAAAGUUAUCCGAGAAGGAUUAUUCCAAAGGAAAAAGUGCUAAACAGUCAAAAGAUGAAAAUGUUAGAAGCAAAAAUGAGAAAGAUAAAAAUGGGAAAAAUGAUGAGGAAAUGAAAAAACAUGAUAAAGCAACGAAAAGCUCUAAUGAAUCAAAUCAAAAAUCAAAACAGCGAAAUGUAAAAAGUGAAAAAAAUUCAAAAAGUGCACAAAUGGAAAAUCCUCUAAAAAGCAGUAAACAUGAAGAAAGCAGUGAAAUGAAAAGUAAAGUUCGCAAAAAUCAAUCAUUAAAGGAUGAGAAAAAGUUAUCCGAGAAGGAUUAUUCCAAAGGAAAAAGUGCUAAACAGUCAAAAGAUGAAAAUGUUAGAAGCAAAAAUGAGAAAGAUAAAAAUGGGAAAAAUGAUGAGGAAAUGAAAAAACAUGAUAAAGCAACGAAAAGCUCUAAUGAAUCAAAUCAAAAAUCAAAACAGCGAAAUGUAAAAAGUGAAAAAAAUUCAAAAAGUGCACAAAUGGAAAAUCCUCUAAAAAGCAGUAAACAUGAAGAAAGCAGUGAAAUGAAAAGUAAAGAUGGCAGCACUUCAUUACCGAAAAUACAAGAAAACAAUAAUGUUGGUAAAGUAUCAAAUCAAAAAGAAGCCAAGAAAACUUUUGCAUAA